Molecule: messenger RNA, 1271 nt
Organism: Myodes glareolus (Bank vole)
Lineage: Eukaryota; Metazoa; Chordata; Mammalia; Rodentia; Cricetidae
Source: RefSeq, a predicted model, not a curated record
GUGGGGACACAGGAGUUGCAGCCUCGAGAGGCGCAUCUCAUGCUUAAAUACAGAGCCCAGAGCAGCCGGCCAGGAGCUGCCCCAGGAGUGGGAGCCCGUGUCCUAUGUGUUUGCUACAGAGUGGGAAAUGAGCCAGGAGGGACAGACUGAGGGAGCACGGUGCUCCUUCGCUUGAAAGAAACACAGCUCUUAAGAAAAGGACACAUACUACCCACAAGACAAAGGCAAUGAGUGUGCCUGACCUCUGGAGCCCCCCAGAAGCACAGUUUUGCUUUGCUGCGACAAACAAUUCCUGCCCUAUGAAGGCAAGGCCCACAUACGUUGUCUGCGCCAUGUACCUUGUCAUGAUUGGAGCAAUAGUGACAACCAUGCUUGGAAACAUGGUCGUGAUCAUUUCUGUUGCCCACUUCAAACAGCUCCACUCCCCAACCAACUUCCUUAUUCUCUCUAUGGCCACCACGGACUUCCUGUUGAGCUGUGUGGUCAUGCCUUUCAGCAUGAUCAGGUCCAUCCAGUCCUGCUGGUAUUUUGGAGACCUCUUUUGCAAAGUUCACAGCUGCUGUGACAUCAUGUUCUGCACCACCUCCAUUUUCCACCUCUGCUUCAUCUCAGUUGACCGCUACUAUGCCGUGUGUGACCCCCUGCACUAUGUCACCAAAAUCACCAUCCCUGUCAUAGAGGUCUUUCUACUUGUCAGUUGGUCAAUUCCCAUCCUUUUUGCCUUUGGUUUGGUAUUCUCUGAAUUAAAUCUGAUCGGUGUCGAGGACUUUGUUGCAGCUGCUGACUGUACAGGUCUCUGUGUGUUGGUAUUUAACAAGCUCUGGGGGGUGCUAGCUUCCUUCAUAGCCUUUUUCCUGCCUGGGACGGUCAUGGUGGGGAUUUACAUACACAUUUUCACAGUGGCCCGGAAGCAUGCCAGGCAGAUUGGCACAGGUCCUGGGACAAAACAGGCCAUCUCAGAAAGCAAAGUGAAGGUCACCUCCAAAAAGGAAAACAAGGCCACCAAGACCUUAAGCAUCGUCAUGGGAGUGUUUGUGUUGUGCUGGCUGCCAUUUUUUGUCUUGACAAUCAUAGACCCUUUCAUUGAUUUUACAACCCCGGAAGAUUUGUAUAAUGUUUUCCUCUGGCUAGGUUAUUUUAAUUCCACUUUCAAUCCCAUCAUCUAUGGCAUGUUCUACCCUUGGUUUCGCAAGGCCUUGAGGAUGAUAGUCACAGGAAUGAUCUUUCGCUCGGACUCUUCUACCUCAAACCUGCAUCCCGCACAUCCUUAG